UAUGACUGUAGAGAAGGGGAAGUGGGUUAAAAAGAAAAGGGAGGGGAGAAAUACUACAAUUCCCAUGAGCCUCUUGGGCUGCAGCUGACCUUGGCAAAAGCGGUUCAAGAAUGUUGCACUGCACAUGGCGAGCAGGGCUGCGGAUCGGGGGGCUGGCAGGUGGGGGAGCUGGAAGCUGCGGGGUUUGGAGGCUCUGGGGCCCAACGGGUCCUGUGCGCUUUUGGAGCUGGGGCGCGCAAAGGGCUCCCGGCGCGGAGCUGCCUCGGCGAUGGGGCGCCCGGGGCGUGCAGACCGCCUUCCCGUUGGAUACUAAUGUGCCCCGGGAUGUCUUGCUUUUCCAGCACGAUCGAGGCCGUUUUUUCCGUAUUCUCGGGCUGUUCUGCGCCGGCCAGUUCGUGUUCUGGGCGUAUCUGGCACACUUCGCUUUCCACGGCUUGCGGGAUGUUAGGGCGAGCCGGCCAGAGCCGGAUCCCCAGCAUGGGGAGCGCCCUCUGCCAACUCUACCGGGAGGAGCCACGAUACAGUUGAGCUCCAACAAGUGGCGCUUCGGUUUCACUGCGUCUUGCCUGACCGUGGGUUCUCUGAUCUUGGCGGCAGGUUUUGUCUUUUCCCGACGCUCUGUGAGCCGGAUCUUGCUGCACCGAGGUGGGCAGGAGGUGACCUUUACCACCUAUUACCCCUUGGGCUGGACCUCGUCCUUCACGGUCCCUCUUCGCCAUGUUUCCUGCAUGUCCCAUCGUACGGAGGUGCCGGCGAUGAUGCCACUCAAGGUUAAGGGGAGAGCCUUCUAUUUCCUGUUGGACAAACAGGGACGGAUCACCAACACAAAGCUUUUUGAUAUCACUGUUGGCGCCUAUCGCAAGCUGUGAGGCACAGCACUGCUAGAGGGAAAAGGCGCAGGAGAGGGCCCGUCCUGCAUCCUGGGCUGUUGUGCAGAUGGAGAAAGAUGGACUGGCCACAUCCGGCCGACAGAUCCCAGGCCUAGAAGCAGCUCUUAAAUGGCUUCUUAGCCCUUCUGUGCUUUGAAAAAGACAAUUGAUGCAUGAUGUUUUGGGGUAAAUGGAAGCUCAUCUGGAGAGAGAGAGAGAGAGAAAGAGAGACUGAGAUUGCACAGAGUUGCCCUGGAUCCUGAGUUGAUUAGCUUGUUUUUUAAAAAUCUAGAAAGCACCAACCUGAUUUUUGCAGGGUUUUUUCGUACCUCCCAACACACCCCAGCUGCAUUCACAGUACAUUUUUCUCUGUAAUCUUUGGGAUGACAGAGGGGGGUGGGAAAUGUGUGCUUGUGUCUUGGUAGCAAGAAUUAUGGUGGUUGUGAUGGCUGCUUGUUUGAUCUCCAGGAACUCAUCCUGCCUUAACUGGAGAUCAUUGAAUUUCUCCUUUGUAGAGUUGCCACCUUUAUUUCUGGAGAGGCUCCUGUGCUUUUUAACAGGGAGAGCAAGGGAGGGGAACCGUUUUUCAGCUCAAGGGCCACAUUUCCUUCUGGGCAGCCUUCUGAGGGCCACCUGCAGUGGGGGGGGGCAGAGGCAAAAGUGAAAGGAACAAUGAAUGUAAACCUGACUUUUGUUAGAGUAAAGUACGGUAGUUUCUACACACACCAA
Molecule: messenger RNA, 1598 nt
Organism: Podarcis muralis (Common wall lizard)
Lineage: Eukaryota; Metazoa; Chordata; Lepidosauria; Squamata; Lacertidae
Gene: TMEM223
Product: transmembrane protein 223
Biological process (GO): nervous system development
Cellular component (GO): mitochondrion
Source: RefSeq, a predicted model, not a curated record